GAGCCUUUCAUCUUAAUGCUGGAAGUUGGCAACAUUGGUUUAUAAAUUGAGUUGCCUCUUUCUUUUACUUCCUUUUCUUAACAACCGAGCAGCAAAAUGUCGAAGAGAGGACGUGGUGGUACCGCGGGAGGAAAGUUCCGCAUUUCACUCGGUUUGCCAGUGGGCGCCGUGAUGAAUUGCGCCGACAACACAGGUGCAAAGAACCUGUACGUUAUUGCUGUACAUGGUAUUCGUGGUAGAUUGAAUCGUCUGCCAGCUGCUGGAGUUGGUGACAUGUUUGUCGCUACAGUGAAGAAGGGUAAACCUGAGCUGAGAAAAAAGGUUAUGCCAGCAGUAGUAAUCCGACAACGUAAACCAUUCAGAAGGAGGGAUGGUGUCUUUAUAUACUUUGAAGAUAAUGCGGGGGUGAUAGUGAACAAUAAAGGUGAAAUGAAAGGUUCCGCCAUCACUGGUCCUGUAGCGAAGGAAUGCGCUGACUUGUGGCCUCGUAUUGCAUCUAAUGCCAGCUCAAUCGCAUAGUUUUGAAAAUAAAUGAUAUAACACCAACUAGAA
Anastrepha ludens (Mexican fruit fly) is the source of this 552-nucleotide messenger RNA. It is a transcript of the gene RpL23, whose product is annotated as 60S ribosomal protein L23. Gene Ontology annotation, cellular component: ribosome; cytosolic large ribosomal subunit. Gene Ontology annotation, molecular function: large ribosomal subunit rRNA binding; structural constituent of ribosome. Gene Ontology annotation, biological process: translation. Bases 97 to 519 code for a protein of 140 amino acids. The record is from RefSeq and is a predicted model, not a curated record. NCBI's taxonomy places the organism in Eukaryota, Metazoa, Arthropoda, Insecta, Diptera, Tephritidae. The transcript has 4 exons.